GUAAUGUUGGUGUUAAUGAACUCGCAAAAAGAAUUGAGAAGGCGAAGUCUGAAACGGCUUGUAUUGAUUUACUUCCGGACUUUGUGACUGCCAACAGUAGUGGUACCAUCGACGAGUAUUUUGGUGUUGAUAGAUUCGACUAUACUAAGAAGGAAAAGCCCGCUGCUGCUAUAAAUGCUGCAAACUCUCGUCCAGAGAAGAACAGCAAGGGAUGA
This is a messenger RNA of Perkinsus marinus ATCC 50983, 215 nucleotides long. RefSeq lists its product as hypothetical. Lineage: Eukaryota; Perkinsozoa; Perkinsida; Perkinsidae. The transcript has a single exon. The record is from RefSeq and is a predicted model, not a curated record. The annotation marks the transcript as partial.